AAUAAGCUAUUAUAAACCCGUGAAUUCAUGUUACAUUUCCGGGUGUUCUGCAUACGAAAAAUCUUAAACUACAUAGGUAUAUGGUAUAUCCUAUAGGCGAGUAACACUCCAAAAGUCGCUUACGGUGACAGUGCCGGUACCGGUGCCCAACUCAUACGCAAGUUCAAUUCCUUUAGAACCACUAGAACCUCUCAUAAGUCGUACUCAAAUUCGUCACUCACACGCUAAUUCCAAAGCUCGAAUUGCAGAAGCUCGUUCCAGGUUCUUGUUUUGUUCCUUAGAUGAAUCUACUUGUUUUGUUGCGGAUUUUGGUGUGGAGUUGCGAUUUUUAAAGUCUACUUCAUGUAAUUAUUCAUGCGAUUGGUUUUAUGCGGUUGUUAUUGUUUGUUUUAUGAAUUCAACUUAUUUUUUCUUUAUCUCAUAUAUGUUAUUUCAUGUUUUUAGGGAUGGAUAAUUUACUUGUUAUAAACUUAUGAUUCCAAUGAAUUUCUGAUCAAUUUUUCAAGUGUUGUGGCUGGAAAUCAGGAAUGAAUGACCUGUCAUCCUCGGGCCCAGGGCGGCCGCCCCUCCUGUCCUGGCUUAGGGACGGGCCUGCCCUUCAACCUUAUUUUAAAGUUACCUGGAUUUCUUCAGGAUUUAAUGGGUUCCACUCUCAUUUUUCACCAAAAACAUUAAGCUUCAUAGACAAUUCUUACUCUUUUAUUAAGAAUUCGAGGCAGAGCUCAACAAAUUGUUGGUAUAGUUUAGGGUUUAAGCUUAAAUGUGCUUCAAAUACAUUGGUUUUACCCUCAAAAACCUCAAAAAUUAUUAAUGGUAGGAAGAAGAAAUACGGGGGCAUCUUACCUUCAGUUUUAAGGUACUUAGAUGCUGAAGAAAAUGUUGAGAAAGCCCUUAAUCUUUAUGUGGGUAAAUUGAAUCCUAAAGAGCAGACUGUGAUUUUGAAAGAGCAGAGAAGUUGGGAGAGAGUAGUGAUGGUUUUUGAUUGGAUGAAGUCACAAAAGGAUUAUGUGCCUAAUAUUAUUCAUUAUAAUGUGGUUUUAAGAACGCUGGGUCGAGCACAGAGGUGGGAUGAAUUGAGGUUGUGUUGGAUUGAAAUGGCAAGAGACGGCGUCUUGCCUAGUAAUAAUACUUAUAGUAUGCUUGUUGAUGUGUAUGGGAAAGCAGGACUUGUGGAAGAAUCGCUAUUGUGGAUUAAGCAUAUGAGGGUACGAGGUAUAUUCCCGGAUGAGGUGACAAUGAGUACGAUUGUCAAGGUGUUGAAAGAUGCUGGAGAAUUUAAUAGGGCUGACAGGUUUUAUAAGGACUGGUGUGGUGGAAAGAUUGAAUUCCAGGGUUUUGAUUUGGAUGAUAUGAAUGAUAUUCAGUCGCAAUCCAAGUUGAAAUCUUCGAGUUUGAAGCACUUUUUGUCAACGGAAUUGUUUAAGAUAGGAGGAAGAAAUUUGCCUUCAAAGAUGGAAGUUAUAGAAACAGAUAAAACUGUUAGAAAGCCUCAACUUACAGCUACCUACAACACUUUGAUCGAUUUGUAUGGCAAGGGUGGUCGUCUGCGUGAUGCAGCUGAUGUGUUCUCUGACAUGUUGAGAUCAGGGGUGGCACCUGAUAAUCAUUCAUCUCUGAUUCACAUUUGUGGAAGUCAUGGGCAUUUGUCAGAGGCUGAAGCGUUGUUUGACAAGAUGGAAGAAAGGGGAAUAUCACCAGAUACUAGAACUUAUAAUACUUUUCUUUCUCUUUAUGCUAAAGCUGGGAAUAUUGAUGCUGCCCUGCAAUGGUACCAGAAGAUUAGAAAGGUUAAUCUUUUCCCAGAUGUGGUAACACAGAGAGCUGUGCUCCAUAUAUUGUGCGAGAGGCAGAUGGUUAAUGAAGCUGAAGCUGUGAUUAGAGACACAGCGAAAUGUAAUAAACAUAUUGAUGAGCAUUCUGUACCAGGUAUUGUAAAGAUGUAUGUGAAUAAGGGACUGCUUAAGCAAGCAAGAAGCUUAUUUGAGAAGUGUCAAGUGGAUGGAGGAUUGUCAUCUAAGACAUAUGCAGCAAUUAUGGAUGUCUAUGCUGAGAAGGGAUUGUGGGCUGAAGCUGAGGACAUCUUUAAUGCAAGAAGGGACUUAAAAGGGGCGAAGAAGGAUGUUUUGGAAUACAAUGUGCUGAUCAAAGCAUUUGGCAAGGCAAAGCUUUAUGAGAAGGCCUUUUCAGUCUUCAAAGGCAUGAGGAAUUUUGGAACUUGGCCAGAUGAGUGCACCUAUAAUUCUCUUAUUCAAAUGUUUGCAGGAGGUGAUUUCUUGGACCAAGCAAAGGAAGCUUUAAUCCAAAUGCAGGAAGCUGGAUUGAAACCCCACAUGCAAACUUUUUCUUCUGUGAUUGCUAGCUAUGUGCGUCUAGGCCUGUUAUCUGAUGCAAUUAUUGCAUUCCAAGAAAUGGUGAAGGAUGGGUUAAAACCGAAUGAAGUUGUUUACGGGGCUCUGAUUAAUGGCUUUGCUGAAGCUGGUAGAACUGAAGAAGCUUUAUACUACUACGGCAUGAUGGUAGAUGAACGGAUUAAUGUAAACCAGAUAGUCUUGACUUCCCUUAUCAAGGCAUAUAGCAAAGGAGGCAACUUAAAGGAGGCUAAAGAGAUGUACGAGUCAUUAAAUCAAUUCGAGGGUGGUCCUGAUGUAGUUGCUUCGAAUAGUAUGAUCAGCCUAUAUGCUGAUCUUGGAAUAGUUUCUGAGGCGAAAGUAAUAUUUGAUAAUUUGCGGCAAAAAGGGCAGGCAGAUGGUAUCACAUUUGCUUCUAUGAUGAACCUGUACAAGAACAUGGGGAUGCUUGAUGAAGCUGCUGAAGUGGCCGAAGAAAUGAAACAGGCUGGUUUACUCACAGAUUGUGCGUCAUUUACUAAAGUAAUGACAUGCUAUGCAACAAAUGGCCAGCUAGCUAACUGCGGCGAAUUGCUGUACGAGAUGAUAACUCGAAAAAUCUUGCCUGAUGCUAGUACCUUUAAGGUAUUAUUUACAGUGCUGAAGAAGGGUGGGAUACCAAGUGAAGCAACUCAGCAGCUAGAAGCAUCUUACCGAGAAGGAAAACUGUAUGCUAGGCAAGCUGUCAUAGCAUCUGUUUUCACAGUCUUGGGGUUGCACAAUUUGGCAAUUGAAUCAUGUGAAGCUUUCAUAGGAGCCGAAUACCUUGGUCCUUUUGCCUAUAAUGCAGCAAUAUAUACGUAUACAGCAUGUGGGCAUACUGACAAGGCUUUGAAUCUUUUUAUGAAGAUGCAAGAUGAGGGGUUUCAACCUGACACCGUUACUUAUAUUUAUCUCGUGAACUGUUAUGGAAAAUCUAAUAUGGUUGAAGGUGUCAAACGGAUUUAUGGUCAACUUAAAUAUAGAGAGAUUGAGAGCAAUGAAUCCCUAGUCAAUGCCAUUGUAAGUGCUUAUAAAAAUGCCAACAGGCCUGAUCUUGCCGAACUGGUAAGUCAAGAGAUAAAAUUUGGUUUUGACAUGAAUCAAUAUUCUGAUUCUGAAGUCGAACUGGAUUUUGGGGAUGAAAUCUGAAGUCUUUAUUACUUGGAACAUUGUAUGAGGUCAUUGCUUCCCUUGUAUUUCAUACGCAUAUAGUCUGUGGAUGUAUUUCGGAGCAUUAUCUUUUAGAUUUUGCGAAACAUGUGCAUCACAAAUAUGGCCCCGUCCCCUCCUCCCCCUCUUUUUCCCCUCAACUUUCUGAAAAUUGUGUAUAUCACUUCUAAGUAAAUGUUUAUUAGUUGUGUUAUGUAACCAUUUCUUCUUGGUAGUCGUAGUGUUGUUAUAGCGUAGUAAUCAUGGCUUUCAUGGAGAAUCUGAGUUUGUUUGUGAACGAAACGUUCAUCACUUUGAUUAAUAUGAUGUGCUGAUUGGUACA
Molecule: messenger RNA, 3861 nt
Organism: Beta vulgaris subsp. vulgaris (sugar beet)
Lineage: Eukaryota; Viridiplantae; Streptophyta; Magnoliopsida; Caryophyllales; Amaranthaceae
Product: pentatricopeptide repeat-containing protein At1g73710
Molecular function (GO): protein binding
Source: RefSeq, a predicted model, not a curated record